AUGAUCAAAGAAAAGGUUCGGAAAAGAAUCCAAGGGUGGAAGCGCAAUCUUCUAUCGUCAGGUGGUAGACACGUAUUCCUUAAGGCAGUGGGAGAAGCUAUUCCUAUUUAUACAUUGUCUUGCUUCAAGUUGCCUGAUGGUUUAAUCUCAGAAAUUCACUCUCUACUUUCUCAGUUCUGGUGGGAACAAAAAGGUUCUGAAAGGCGGAUGGCUUGGAUUAGCUGGGACACUAUGACUCGCCCACGAAAAGAAGGAGGCCUUGGAUUUAAAGAUCUCAGAAUCCAAAAUCUGGCACUUUUAGGCAAACAGUUUUGGCGACUUGUAACACAGCCUACUUCCUUAUUAUCCAAAAUCCUAAGAGGUAAAUACUUUAGCAAUGGUAAUGCUAUAACGGCAGAAAUUAGAGUCUUACCUUCUUGGGGAUGGAGGAGUAUACUGGAAGGCCGAAAGAUUGUUGAAAAAGGUCUUAAUUGGGCUGUGGGUACUGGAGAGAAUAUCCGAACCUUUGAGGAUCCUUGA
This is a messenger RNA of Arachis duranensis, 519 nucleotides long. RefSeq lists its product as uncharacterized. The transcript has a single exon. The record is from RefSeq and is a predicted model, not a curated record. NCBI's taxonomy places the organism in Eukaryota, Viridiplantae, Streptophyta, Magnoliopsida, Fabales, Fabaceae. Bases 1 to 519 code for a protein of 172 amino acids.